AAAUAUGGAUAUAAUGUUUGUUUUUUAGUGCCUCUCCUUGCCAAAUUAUCGUAACUAUAUUCUAUUGAUCCUAUGUGUUUUCAUGACUCCCCAGCAUCGUAUGGCAGGAUUAGCUGCGCUAGAAAAGAGAAUCAACAUGCUUAGCCAGAACAGAGGUGGUGCUGGGUGUAGUACUAGCACUUCCAGUGAAACGUCAACUGGGUAUGCCUCACUAGAAGAUCGAUCAUCUGGCCGCUCUCUAUGCUGUCUUGGCAAGAAGUUUAUUCCUCUGCUGUCAGAUGGAGACAAAUUUCAGAGCCUUGUGACCCAGUUGUGUGGGGUAACAAACUAAGGUACAAUUUUAUGCCGUUAGCUCGAGGGACUGCGGUAACAGGAUUUGUAGUGUUACUAGGACUUCUGCUAGCUGCUAACAUGGAGUUUACUGAGAGUAUCCCAAAAGGGUUACAGAUAUAUUGGGAAGCUAUACUUAAUGUUGAACCGGGUUCCUUCGUUGGUUCGGUUAAGUCUUGGUUGUACCCGUCCUUGAAAAUCAACACGUCGUGGAGAGAUCGCCCGGAAGUUUCCUCGGCUUUUUCAACAACCCGGUCGGUUGUGGCCGCGCUUAGCACUUGCAAUGAUUGAGUUACAAAAUUUUGACAAUUUGUCAUUAGAGUUGAAGAAAAGCUAAUUAACCGACACAUCAAGAUAACUUGUGUUUCAGUCAUAGAAUCUUCGUGCUUGUGAUAUAUGUCUAUGUAUUUGAAAAUAAACAAACAUACAAAAACUUUGAUAGGGUUUUGAUAUUCUGAAA
Molecule: messenger RNA, 790 nt
Organism: Brassica napus (rape)
Lineage: Eukaryota; Viridiplantae; Streptophyta; Magnoliopsida; Brassicales; Brassicaceae
Product: suppressor of RPS4-RLD 1-like
Exons: 2
Coding region: 241-621 (126 amino acids)
Biological process (GO): negative regulation of DNA-templated transcription
Source: RefSeq, a predicted model, not a curated record